AUGUUUCUCUUUAAUAAGCCAUCUGGGCAUCCUACGCAACGUGUAUUCACUAUAGAUGGAUUCAGGAAUUGGAAGAAAGUUAGAGAUGGAAAAAAUUGUGAUAUUCUCAAUCAUAUAGGAAAAGAUCCUAAUUCAUUUCAUAGAAUUGCUGAAAGGUCAUAUGAAGACUUAAAGAACCAGUCUCAACACAUACAAAAUGUGUUUGAAAAUUUUACUUCUGAACAAAUUGCAAACAAUCGACUGCAGUUAAAAGCUUCAAUUGAAGUUGUUCGAAUGUUGGCAUUUCAAGGUAUUGCUUUUCGAGGUCGGGAUGAAAGUGUGGAUUCAACGAAUCGUGGAAAUUUUCUUGAAAUAUUGAAUUUGAUAGUUUCAUAUAAUGAACAAAUUGCUGAAGUGAUAGCUAAAGCUCUAAAAAAUGCCUCUUACACAUCACCAAUGAUACAAAAAGAAAUUUUACAUAUUUUUUCAACCAAAGUGAAGGAGACAAUUCGCAAAGAAAUUGGUAAUGCAAAGUUUUGCAUAAUUGUUGAUGAAGCUCGUGAUGAGUCAAUGAAGGAGCAAAUGGCUAUAGUUUUAAGAUUUGUUGACAAAGAUGGUUUUGUGCGGGAACGCUUUUUUGGGCUUGUUCAUGUCUUUAAUACUGCGGCAGCAACCCUACAAAAUGGUAUAUAUUUUGUAUUGUCUCAACAUAAGUUAGCGAUUGAAAAUAUUCGAGGACAAGGAUAUGACGGCACAAGUAACAUGCGAGGUGGGUGGAAUGGGUUGCAAGCUUUGGUUUCAAAUGAUUGCCCAUAUGCCUACUACAUUCAUUGUUUCGCACAUCGUUUGCAAUUGGCAUUAGUAGCGGCAUCAAAGGAAGUUAUUCCUGUUCAUCAAUUUUUUACUAAUUUGACUUUUAUUGUCAAUAUUGUUUGUGCUUCGUGCAGUCGAUUUGAAGAAUUGCGGAUUGCCCAAACUGCUGAAAUUGCUUACCUAAUUGAAAUUGAUGAGAUUCAGAGUGGAAGGGGACUUAAUCAAAUUAGUAAUUUACAACGGGCUGGAGAUACUCGUUGGAGUUCUCACUUGAGAUCAGUUUCUAGCUUGAUCAAAAUAUUUAGUCCAGCUUGUGAAGUUCUUCUUAAAAUAAUUGAUGUAGGAACUACUUCUUCCCAACGAGCAGAAGCAGAUUCAGUUUAUCAGGUAAUGACUUCAUUUGAAUUUGUCUUCAUCUUGCACCUCAUGAAAGAAACAAUGCAGAUCACUGAUCAUCUAUGUCAAGAAUUGCAAUCAAAAUCUCAAGAUAUUUUAAGUGCCAUGAAUCUUGUUUCAUCCACUAAAGCAUAUAUCCAACAAUAUAGAGAUGAUAAAUGGGAUGAUUUACUUACUAAUGUGAAGUCAUUUUGCGAGAAACGCAAUAUAGAUGUCCCAGAUAUGAGUGCUCGUUAUAUUGCGAGACAAGUGGAAUUGCUUAUUCUCGGCUUUGCUCUUGAUCCUCAAGCCGCACGUGAAUCUUUCAGAAUUGAUGAUAUUUGUCAGUUGGUAAACAAGUUUUAUCCACAAGACUUUACUGAUCUUGAAAAGGAACAGUUGGAAAUAGAACUUAACCAUUAUAAGCAUAAUGUAGUUCAACAUUCGAGUUUCCAAGCAUUGUCAAAUAUUUCUGAAUUUUGCCAAUGGUUGGUUAGUACCGGAAAAUCAACUAUCUACCAACUUGUUUUUCGAGUUAUUGUACUUGUGCUUACUCUUCCCGUUUCUACCGCAACUACAGAACGAGCAUUUUCAGCCAUGAAUAUUGUCAAAACUAGGCUUCGCAACAAAAUUGAAGAUGAGUUUUUGACGGAUUCUCUAAUGGUGUACAUCGAAAAAGAAGUUGCUGCAACAAUUAGCAUAGAUUCAAUUAUAGAUGGUUUUCGGGAUUCAAAAACACGACGGGUUCCAUUUUGA
This is a messenger RNA of Alnus glutinosa, 1923 nucleotides long. RefSeq lists its product as uncharacterized. NCBI's taxonomy places the organism in Eukaryota, Viridiplantae, Streptophyta, Magnoliopsida, Fagales, Betulaceae. Gene Ontology annotation, molecular function: protein dimerization activity. Bases 1 to 1923 code for a protein of 640 amino acids. The record is from RefSeq and is a predicted model, not a curated record. The transcript is spliced from 2 exons.